CGCAGCGAGCUGAAAAAGCAACAUACACUCAUCGUACGACGUACCCAUACAACCUUGAGAAGCGAUAGAGCGACAAAAGACGACGUAAUCAGACUCAGUUCUGAGGGUGCACUGUUUCGAAAAGGAUAAUCAAGCGGGUUAGAUUGGUGGAAUUUCCAUAAUCCUUCCCCUAACCGACGAGUGUGCAUUGUCAUCGUCUCAACACACCAUGGAAUAUUCUAGCAACGACGUCAAGCAACUGUUCAGGUCUGUCUACAUCUUGGUGAAGGGACAGGACGAACAGAAAGCGACACUUACGGUGGACGAUAUCCUGCAGCCAAGUUUCCAGCUUAGCCACCGCGUACUGGUCUCGCAGUGUAUUCAACUGAUUUUUGAAGAUUUUGAAUGUGUCGGUCAGAAGUCUCGGGAAAUCCUAUGGCGCAAGGGAUAUUACGAUGUGGUGUCCGUGCUAAAGCGUCAAAAGAGCCGUGCAAAUGGAACGGCUCUGCUGCACGCCGCCGACCGGUUGAUUCGUGAGGGCAUCAACUACUUCAAGGCCAUCGUGCUUCGCUUCCAACAAAUCUUCAAUCUGGAUUCGUUGCGUUACCUUGUCGAUUUUGCACUGCUAGAGGACUACGAUAUGGAUGUGCUGCGUGAGGAACCAUCGUGCUACUCGCUGUUACAGCUGCAAACUCAAGAUGACGCUGCUGUAAAGGAGCUUUAUACCAAACAGGAAAUAUCGUACGCACUGGAAACGAUCCACGCACUGUUGAUAUCGCUGGGAGACUUACAUCGCUAUCAGCUUGAGUUCGGUAUCGGGAAUCGGAUGCAGUUGCGCGAACGUACCCGCAAGUACUAUCUGGAAGCGUUCAAGCUUAAUCCGAAGAUGGGCAUGCCACAGAACCAGCUCGGUAUGUUGGUAGGUGCGCAGAACGGACAUCUCGACGCGGUGUAUCACUAUCUAUACUCGCUCUGCAGUACGAUUCCGUUUGAGUGUAGCGAGACGAAUGUAAAUGUAAUCUUUCAAAAGAACAUUCGCCACCUGGAGAAUGGUGGUGAGUUGGCGAGUGGUGUCGUGGACGGGAAUGAUAUACUUGUGGACGAAUUUAUCGCUACCUUUCUGCUCGUGGUGGAUGUGUUCUUCUACGACAAGGUUGUUACCGACUUUAACGCACUGUGCCAUUCGGUGCUGAUGGAGUUUAAGAAGAUACUCAGUAUUCGUCAGCUGCUGGAAGAGUACUAUCUGACGGAUGAUAUGCUGUUCAAGCUCGUUUCGAUACUGUUCUUUUGUAUGCACCGCAUCAAGCUUAUCAACUCGGACAAGAUCUACAGCUUGAACGCGUUUCUGGUGGCGCUCUGUUCGGAGCUGCUCCAGUGGUGCACGUCCAGCUUUGAAAAAUUCACGAGCGAACAUAGCCGCGAGGACGCUCAGUUCCAAGAGCUCUACCUUCGACGGUACCAACGUUACGGUGCGCAGGUUAAUCGUGCGCGGGACAAUAUUAGGAAUGGAUCGACGAUGUAUUCCAAGGAUCAAAAAUCUUCAUCCGGCGUGGAGGAGGGAACGGGCAGUCAGGAUAGUCGCGGUAAUAAGGAGAACGAAAUUGCUAAUCAUGGUGGGAAGGUAUCUUCUUCAUCGAUCGUUCCCAGUGGAUCAAAAAAAGGUACGGAUAAUGGCCGUGAUAAAGGGACGAAUAGUCGUCUGAAGAAACAUUCCCGUCGUCGUAGACGUGCGUAUUCGAAUGAAAGCGAUUCAGAGGAUGGAGAGCGCAAUGAAGACGAGGACGAGGAUGUAUCGGAGGACGAUUACUACGAUAGAUCGGGCACGGAGUCUAACCACAGCAGCAGCGAAGAAGAGGAGGAAGAUGAAGACGAUGUAAUGUCACUGUCGAGCUACGGAUCGUACGAUGAAUAUUCGGAUGAGGAGGACUACGAUCAGGAGGAAGAUGGAGAACAUUCCAACGAAGAAGAUGACCAUCCCGAGGCGCGUAAUGAAGAUGAACAGCAUGGCGUCAUCGCUUGCGAGGAGUUAACUCCGGAACAGUUGAAGUUCAAAAAACGCUAUCAAAAACUGGACCCUAACAUUGUGCUAGAGUUCGCCCAGGGCGAUCGUACGAUGCGCUCGCUGAAGAUCCUGUUCGAUUGGUUGCUGUGCAACAUGGAUGUGCUGCACAAUUGCUACCAAUCGAACCCAGAGUUUCUGCACAAUAUCAUGAAGUUGCUGAAUUUUUUCAAUUUGGACUUCUUCACGAACCGAUUCUAUUUUACGCGAGAUAUGAUCACCGUUCAGGGUUUGCGCCUGGAUCUCCAAGAGAUAUUUAACGUUCGCCGCACCAUUCCGCUGCCGGAGGACAUCGCGAUGAAGCGUUUUCCGCUGUUCGAACCGGCCCAAGAGGGUUUGCUGUGGGAAACACCGUACAAGCUGGGUAUUGGCAAGGAAGAUGAGAGUUUCCUGCGCCUGAUGAAGAUGGUUGAUUUCGGGUUUGCUGUGUGCAAGUCGAAAAAGUUCGACUACUGCUUCCAGCCGAAGGUACGUGCUUUCAAAGUUCGAGUUGGUUACAAUGGAAGCGGCGGUAGCACCAAAGGUCGCUACAAGUCAUCGUCUAAGGGUCAACGGAAUGGUGGGAAACAGCGUCGAAAGGGCGAUAUGGCGGUGGGAAAAAAUGGAGGAAAUAAGCGAGAUUGGAAUGCGGUAUGCAGUGGCGAUGCUGGAAAUAGAUCCCGUGGACUUUCGUAUAGCCAGUCACGUACAGGCCGAACGAUGAAAGGUAAUGGAUUGGGGGAGGAGAAAAAUCGACGUAAACCGAUCGAAAAUAGUGAUCAUCGACGUGAGGAAUCGGCGAAUGAUGUUCUGCCUUCACGGGAGCGUAAUAAGCGUCAGCGUAACAGAGUGCGCAACAAGGCACGGCAAGGAAAUGACGAGUAUGGGUUGGCAGAAGGUCACGAACAAGCUCCAACGUUGUUCACGAAGAAGGGCUAUCUUCACAAUCGUGCUAAUGGAAUGUUGAUGCAACGUGGCGCUGGAUGCAAUACCGGAGUCCCCGAUGGAGAUGAAAUGCAGCGGGAUAAAAAAGGAGGACCUCAGGAGAAAGGUGACAUCAGUACGAUAAUGGGUCAACUGUGGUUGCGGAAUGAGGUCGAAACGCUUGAAUCGAAGGUUAAUAAACGAGCUGGUAACUUAACGCUGACACCGUACUUGGUGCUGGAUUCGAAAUGUCUGACCGAGUACACUUCCAUAGUGAAGAAUUUGAUCAGAACAAAGAAGUUUGUCGUUUUGAUCCCGGGUGCUGUUUUGGGUGACCUGGAUGAGUUGAAGAAGCACAGCGAAGGUGCACGUAAUGCCAUCAAGUGGUUGGAAGUUGAGUUUAGCAAAGGCAAUCGUUUCCUGCGUGCGCAGAAGAAUCACGAAUCAUUGCCAAUGCCAUUGGUGAAAAUUCCGAAAAAGCUAGAUCGCGAAGGUGCAGUUUUCAAUCAGAUCGUUCAGUUCUGCAACCAUAUCGUCACUGACCAUGCCGAUAAUGACAACGAUAUCAUCACCUACCUGUCGGGAGACAAUCUGCAGGAAAAGAAACUCUGCAAUGGUAGCAGCUACAUUGGCAUCCUGGAGGCCAUACCGGUCAAGUUUGAGCAAAUUGUCACGUUCUACUCUAGCUACAAGCGGAAAUGAACCCCGGCGUUAGCGUCUUCGACCGAACGGGAGUGUUGGUCUUUGGUCUAAAACUCUGCAGCGAACAACCACUAAAAGGCGUACAGAAGCAGAAAACAAACGAGCAUCAACAGCAAAAGCAAAUUCAUUCCUCUCUCUCCUCCAAACGAAGGGUGUCGUGUCUUCAGCGUCAAACCUUCUGUGUUGCUACCUUCCUUAUGUUCGGCCACAUAUUGCGAGGGAUAGUAAACAGGGUUGUAAUGUGCGCAACGAAGGAAGGAUACAGUGGGCGCGCGUGGCUUCUUCAGGCAUCAUCCCGUGUGUCCGCUUUCCUUCCUUAACCCUAAACUCCAGUACGGUGUGUUUGAAUAAUCUCUCCAUUUUCUGGGCAUUCGAAAAUCAAAUGAAAAAUCAUAUUUGCUUUGUUCAGAAUUUGGUGUCUCGAGUCCGGUUGGAACGGUUUCCAUACCGAAGGGGCAGACGUUAGCAGUACGUCAGAGAAAACAACACCAGCAAAGGAGAGAGAGAGAAAGAGAGAAAGUUAAUGAAGAAAAGAGAGCGAGAGACGAAGCUAAAAUUGAGGCAAAGCUGAUGAGAUAUAUAAAUUUUCUUGUUGGGAGGGAGAAAACUUUGAUAACAGAUGGAAUGAAGUCUCAGACGAUUAACUUAAAUAACAUCAAUUGUGUGUAGGAAGUCAAUCGUUGUGUACGUUGCAGGAGGGAAAUGCAUAUAAGUUUGCUUUGAGCAAUUUUCUAUCAACAAUAUCGUAUAUGCGGUAUUUCGCUAUUUGGAAACACAACAUUGAACAUAAUCUUCCUUGAACAUAACAUCCGUACGAUCUUUGGGUGAUGGUUUUCAUGAAUGAAGUUCACUUAACACCAUUGGAACUGUGCAAAUGCAUAAGAUAUUCAUGAGAAACCCGUUCAAUUGUGGAACCCUUCAAUUGCUUAAGCUUGAUAUUGUGGGGUUGAGGGUUAGAAGCUUGGAAGUAACAACAAAACACGUCUAGACUCGUAAGAACCAUUCCGCAAAUUUGAAUUCUUUCAUCCUCCAAGCGCGUCUCUGAAACGCAUUACGCGCUGCUAUCUGUUUUAUGCAUAGUUUUUCUUCGUUCUUCAUUAUUCUUUAAUUUUAAUCGCAAACCUUGAGUUCGGCGUAAACAUUCUUACUUACUUGUGUUAAUCUUAUUGUCAUUUUUCUUUCAUAACAUCAAAAAUUCGCAAAAUUUGGUUUGAGGAGCUCACGGAAUACUCCCAUGUGUGAAGCAGGGAUUAACGUUACUUUGUGCGUUAGGAGAAUACAAAUGGGUAACUUUUCACUAUGCCGGAAAGCUUUUCGAAAUCAUUUCAUGUUACAUCAUUCAUAUUACAUAUUUUCUGCUAAAAAUAUCGUUUGAAAUUUAUUAUGCUUUUCCUACAAAAAACCAUACGUACAACUAAAUUGAAUUAUUCCUAUGCUUAUGGUGAUCAGGCAUACAGUACUUGUUCGUUGUGGCAAUACGUGCGAUAUUGGAUCUCUAGUUUGAUCUAGUUUUCCAUUUUGUAACGAUUCUCUCAACAAUUCAAUUCAAUAAGUAUUGAUGGGUUUCCCAAACUCAUUUUUUUUGGGCACUAGAAAUGAAAGGUCCGUAAACAAACAGCUACCGUAAUUACCGUAAUACCGUAAAUUCCUGUGGAGACUCACAAUUAUUUCUUUUGGAUUCCCUUAUAUAUCAUAAUACCCAGCAAACAAACAGAAAAUGAGAAGAAAAGAGAUUCUUAAAUUAUGUUUCAGUUUUUCUCUCCUAACUACGUACGUACUACACAACCAGAACCAGAAACUAUUAUGCUUAAUUUUCUUUGCCGAGUUCGCAUUAAAUAAAAAUCCU
Anopheles moucheti is the source of this 5489-nucleotide messenger RNA. RefSeq names its product nonsense-mediated mRNA decay factor SMG5 (gene Smg5). Gene Ontology annotation, cellular component: telomerase holoenzyme complex. Lineage: Eukaryota; Metazoa; Arthropoda; Insecta; Diptera; Culicidae. Gene Ontology annotation, biological process: nuclear-transcribed mRNA catabolic process, nonsense-mediated decay. The record is from RefSeq and is a predicted model, not a curated record. Gene Ontology annotation, molecular function: protein binding; telomerase RNA binding; telomeric repeat DNA binding. The coding region runs from base 209 to 3643 and encodes 1144 amino acids. The transcript is spliced from 5 exons.